Messenger RNA from Nematolebias whitei (Rio pearlfish), 691 nucleotides. It is a transcript of the gene mfap5, whose product is annotated as microfibril associated protein 5. Bases 1 to 591 code for a protein of 196 amino acids. NCBI's taxonomy places the organism in Eukaryota, Metazoa, Chordata, Actinopteri, Cyprinodontiformes, Rivulidae. The record is from RefSeq and is a predicted model, not a curated record. Gene Ontology annotation, biological process: embryonic eye morphogenesis. Gene Ontology annotation, cellular component: microfibril. The transcript is spliced from 9 exons.
AUGGAGAACAGGAGGAUAACAGAAGGUCCAGGAGGAGAACGGUCGGACUCCAGGUUCCACGGUGUGAGGGUAGAGUUCCAGGAGGAGGAGGUAGAUGAGAAGGAGGAGGAUAGAGGGAGGGGAAAGAAGAAAAGCCAAAAGAUCCAUAAAACUAAAGAAGUUGUGGACGACACCAAACAAUCUUGUAAAGUUCACCUCGUCCAAGCUGAAGCAAUGGGCAGCCUCCCAGUGGUCCUGCUCCUCUGCUGUUUCCAUGCGCUCGCAGCUGUAGUCCAGGCCCAGCAGACCGAGGGCCCCGGGACACUGGCAGGAACCCCGGCUACCUGCAGGGAGGAGAUGUAUCCUUGCACCAGGAUGUACUCAGUUCAAAGACCCAUAAAGAGAUGUCUCGGCAGGCUGUGCCUCUACAGCCUCCCUCGGAUGUACGUGAUCAACAACGAGGUCUGUGUGAGGAUGGUGUGUCAGCAAGACGACUACCUGAGAGCUGAACUGUGCAGAGAGCAGUCCGGGUGGCCCAGACGCAUCGCAAGGACAACUACAGGGAAACGCUGUCGCCGUGGCAACCCCAAAACGUGGGCAAACAAAGCCUGACCGUGCCCAGGAUGAUGGGUGUGACACCAUCUGAGGGUCUUCUCUCCCCUACAGUCAUGUGUGCCAGAUCACUUUACUCUUUUUAUUGUGUUAAUGUUUA